Chlamydomonas reinhardtii is the source of this 3566-nucleotide messenger RNA. RefSeq lists its product as uncharacterized. The transcript is spliced from 12 exons. The coding region runs from base 291 to 2525 and encodes 744 amino acids. Lineage: Eukaryota; Viridiplantae; Chlorophyta; Chlorophyceae; Chlamydomonadales; Chlamydomonadaceae. Gene Ontology annotation, molecular function: sodium:proton antiporter activity. Gene Ontology annotation, biological process: regulation of pH; sodium ion transport; proton transmembrane transport. Gene Ontology annotation, cellular component: membrane. The record is from RefSeq and is a predicted model, not a curated record.
AUAAGUUUGCAGCAGGAAGUAACCGGCGGGACGCACACAGUGUGGACUGCACACGCAUAGAACGCAAAUUACCGGGGCUCUUCAUCGACCAACUCAAACCUUGCUGAACGCGUUGCCGGUCAGCCGGGAACAGUUGCAUUUGGUUCUAUAGCUCCCAUCUUCACUACCGGAGCCGUUGCAGCUUCAGGCUGGGCCAGGUUGACUGAUUUAGGUUCUGCAGGACUCGCCGGGUGCAGGGCCGCGCGGCUCGCGCGGCUCACGCCCGCGCGCCCCACGCCCCGGCCCAAAAGAUGCGUCCCUCCUCCGAGCCGGGCCCCAGGUUUCCCACCUCCAUGGACCCAGCCGCUGCGGCUGCCCUGAGCCAGACCGCCUUCCUGGGCAUCCUGCUGCUGGCGGUGCUGUCGGGGUACGCCAUCCGCCGCACCCGAUUCCAGUGGGCCACCGAGGGCAGUGUGGCGCUGCUGCUGGGCCUGGUGGCGGGUGCCGGGCUGUUCGGCUACUACUACCUGACCGACCCCAACCACCGCAUCCCGCGCCGCCUGGUGACCUUUGAUGAGGAUGUGUUCUUCCAGACCCUGCUGCCGCCCAUCAUCUUCUCAGCAGGUUUCUCCGUCAAAAAGAAACUGUUCUUCCGGAACUUCUUCACGCUCAUGAUCUUUGGUGUUCUGGGCACCAUGGUGUCAGCCGGCAUCCUGGCCAGCGGCUCCCUGGGCCUCAUGACCGCGGUGGGUCUGCCGCUGCACGGGCUGCUGCGCAUGUCCCUGGCGCUGGGCUCCGUGCUGAGCUGCACCGACAGCGUGGCCUCGCUCAGCGUGCUGGACGGCGAGCGGCACCCGCUGCUGUACUCGCUGCUGUUCGGGGAGGGAGUGGUCAACGACGCCACAGCCAUCGUGCUGCUGGGCUCAGUCUCGAACCUGAAUGCCUUUGACGAGAGCCAGGCCCUGGGUCUGUCUGGGCUGUGGGCGCUGGCGCUGCAGUUCCUGCGCCUGUUCGUGCUCAGCACCGCCCUGGGACUGGGAGUGGGCAUGGCCAGUGCAGCCCUGGUCAGGCGGCUGUUUCGCCGGCCCGGCGCGCCGUCCCCCGCCUCGGCGCCUGCUGCUGGCGGGGCGGCUGCGGCCGCCGCCGGCUCGGACCACGGCGGCAGCGGCAGUAGCAACCAGGAGGUGCUGGCUGUAGCGCUGCUCGGCCUGGUGGCCUACUUCCUGGCCGAGGCCCUGGACCUGUCAGCCAUCCUGUCCGUGUUCUUCUGCGGCAUUGCCAUGAGUCACUACACGUGGCACAGCCUGAGCCCCGCCGCGAAGGUCAUCACGCGCCACGGCUUCCACGUCAUCUCCUCCGCCUGCGAGGUGACGCUGUUCGUGUACGCAGGGCUGGACGUCUGGGUCACAGCCGUGUGGUGGCGCCCGGACGUGUCCCGGCGCUACCUGCUGGCUGCCGUGCUGCUGGCGGCGGGACUGCUGGCCAUGAUGGCCGCCGCCCGCGCCGCCUUCACCUUCCCCGUGUGCUGGCUGGCCAACCGCCUGUGGCGCCGAGCCGACCCCAUUCCGGCCGGCGGCGCAUCCGUGCUCUGGUGGGGUGGCCUGCCUCGCGGCGCCAUCACGCUCGCACUCGCCUACCACUGCUUCUACAAGGACGCCAACACCAAGCCCGAGGAGCUGGUUGUCAUCUCCGCCGUCAUCCUGGUGGUUGUGAUCACCACGGUCGGGUUCGGCGUCAUCACGCAGCCCGUCAUGCAGGGCUUCAUCAACCAGGCUGCCAACAAGCCCGGACCCGGCGGAGGCCUGACGCCGGCGCCCUCACUCCACGCGGCCCCCGCCGGCCACCGCAUCCCCGCCUUCAACCUCCACGUCACCGCACAGGCGCACGGCGCACGAGCCGAAUCCGACUUGCGGGCACCGUUGCUGCUGCCGUCAGCUCCGCUGUCAGCGGCAAAGGUGACGCCGGCUGCGCCGCCUUCGGCGGCGGCGGCGGCUGGAGGCGGCGGCGCCGACGCGCUGGCGGCUCCUCCCAUGGUGGCUGACAUGUCCGCGGUUGAGGGGAUGUGGCAGCAGGCUAACGACAUGCUGUGGCGUGGGGAGGUGCCGGGCCUGGCGACCGGUGUGCCCGUGUACACGCCGCCGCCGCCACCAGCAGCAGCAGCAGCUCUGACGCCGCCUCCGCCGCCGCCAGUGGCACAGCCGCGUGCUGAGGCCUACGGAGGUAGCAGCGCGGCUGGCAGCGGCUGUGCGGGUGCGGGUGUGGGUGCAGGUGCGGGCGCCUUCGCGGCGGCGCAGCUGCAGGCGGGCGGCGUGGGCACACCACGUGGCGGCGAGGGGGCGCCGCACUCGGCAGUGCUGCUGCCGCAGGGCCCGCGCGGCGUGGUGGGUCUGGGCGGCGUGUGUGCAGAGGAGGAGGAGGAGGAGGAGGAGGAGGAGGAGGAGGAGGAGGAGGAGGAGGAGGAGGAGGAGGAGGAGGAGGAGGAGGAGGAGGAGGAGGAGGAGGAGGAGGAGGAGGUGAGGAUGCGCGAGCGCGACAGCAGGGCGUGAGCGUCAUGCACAUACGAAUUACGGCACAGGUUGGAAAUGGUCGUUGGGUCAAGUGAGGUGCGCGGUACACGCGCAAGAGCUUAGGGUGAAUUUACAAUUGUAUUGGUCGUAUGUAUGCCUUGGCUGUGGAUGGCUUGCGUGCGUGUGGGCAUGUGCGCGUCCCACCUUGGGAGGUGCUCUGGCGCUCUGCGUGUGCCGGGUGCGCUGGGCGUGGGUUGCGCUGGGACAGUGGUAACUGGUAAGGCCCGCAGGGUGCAGCUGAUCCCCAACCCCAGCAGAUGGAAAACGAAUUGCAACGGCAGGGCAGGAGUGCGCGGCUGGUGGAAAUUUGCUGAUGCGCAUUCCUCACGCUCCGGGCACCCGGCCAGGCGAUAGCACCACACAGACACCCCGCAACGCCACACGCUGCGGUGGGCGUGGGGACUGUUGCGGAGUUGCGGGAUGGGCUCGUGGCAGGCACUGUUGCUUUGGGGGGCGUUGUCAAAAGGGGGCUUAUGGUGUGGGCUAGAUUUGAGCGUGUGAGCAGUUCGCAGCGCUGCAUAGCCGAAGGAGAAUUUUAUGGUGCCGUUGGGGACCGCAAUGUGGGCGCUCGUAGCUAGCAGUCCUGAUGUUCAAGAGAUGAGGAUGCCGUGGGCUUGUCCCCCCACGUUGUGCAGCGCGACGCGCAAAGCGUGCCUGAGCAUGAAAGGCAGGAUUAACGUCCAUGAGGCGAUUUGCAUGCGUGAAUCACUUAGGACCAUGAACUUGGACAAUGACAAGAUUGAAGUCUUGAAUGGAAAGGGGAGGGGGCGAGCCUUGCCCUUCAGCCGUAAGCCCUAGUCCGCCGGGGGGCGUUUGGCGUUGAGUCCCCCUCGUAAUCAUGGCACCGGUUCCGGUACCACGGGUGUCGGGCAGCAUUUGCUGGGUGUGGAACAUGUAACGGACGAGAAAGGCGUUGCCGGCCUGACACCGAUGAGUCCAGGGUUUGCACCCCUGGCAUGAGCCGAGCGGGCGCUCAUUGUGGCUGCGUGCAGCUGCGUGCCAUUGCGGAAGCGUUGACGG